AUGAUUUUCCUGGGAUUAUAUUAUCCAGUAAGUCGCGAUUUAUUAUCCGUACUUGGUGUGGUUCUAGGCGUCAUCUGUCAAGAAUCAAUAUUCCAAUUUUACAGUUACUGUAUAGCUUCUCUGAGCGACCCGAAGAGAAAAGGAUCCCAUAUACCUUACAGAGAUUCUAAGCUAACGAAGCUUCUAGCGGACUCGCUAGCGGGAAAUGGGGUGACUCUAAUGAUUGCUUGCAUUUCACCCGCAAGAUCAAACAUAUAUGAAACAAUAAACACUCUUCGUUAUGCGGCCCGAGCCAAGAAAAUAAGGACUAAGCCGGUUGUGUUAAUGGUAAGUGUUCAAAAUAUAGUCGUGCAUUUAAUUUAG
Messenger RNA from Acanthoscelides obtectus, 363 nucleotides. The record is from the annotation of a GenBank genome assembly. Lineage: Eukaryota; Metazoa; Arthropoda; Insecta; Coleoptera; Chrysomelidae.